This is a messenger RNA of Dendronephthya gigantea, 1427 nucleotides long. RefSeq names its product transcription initiation factor TFIID subunit 12-like. The coding region runs from base 528 to 1427 and encodes 299 amino acids. NCBI's taxonomy places the organism in Eukaryota, Metazoa, Cnidaria, Anthozoa, Malacalcyonacea, Nephtheidae. The transcript has 4 exons. The record is from RefSeq and is a predicted model, not a curated record.
AGCAAUCCGAACCAACGUCGUCUCCUUUGUCUUUAGGGAACUUUCCUUCACAUUCGUCUUGGGAACUAUCAUUAAUAUCAUCUCGAAUGGAGUGUUCAUCUUCUUCAUCCGAAGAAACGACACAUGUUUUCCAAAUACCUGUUUCUUUGAUAAAAAAUAGCUUUUCGUGCGUACGAUAUGUUCUUAGCGUAACAAACUCUUGACAAUGUCCACAGUACUUUCUUUUUUCACUCAUGGGAUCAAAUAUUGAUUCGAAGCUUAAAAUAUAUCGAUAUCGAAUAAAGCUAAUACCCGUCCGCCCGCAAGCAUAAUGAUAAUCAAAAUUUGAGAUUUAAUGUUCAUAUGACUUUCACGUGUCAUUCACGUCGCAACUCCCUGACCGACCAAAGUUCAUGAUUUGGGAGCAAGGAUAUCGGAUUUGAAAUUUUGGCGCUAACUUGCCAUGAAUUAUUCAACGACACACGUACAUUGUGUAAAGUACAUUGAAUUUUACGCGAUUUAUUUACAUCGAAAACGUAUUUUGUGCUAUGGGGCGACUACCACCAAACCGGCGGAAUCGCGUACAUUUGUAUGGAAAGAAACUUGCGGAGAAAAGUAAUAAGAACACAGCGUCUAGUUCAUCGAGAUCAGCGAGGACAUCAUGUUCGCCUAGCCCUACAACGACAGACUCGAAUAUUUCGGAGGAAAAUGUCAGUCAGGACACAAGGCGCUUUUCUGACAUGAUCCCAAACGCACCAACAACUCCUCAGAUACCUAUGCCUCCCGAAGACAACUCCAUAAGUCCUGAUCUUGGACUUGAAACGACAACGAUUCCAACGACGGUAUCCAGCGUUCGCAACACCGUGCGCAUAGAAAGUACUCCAAGUUUGAGUAGUUCUGGCAAUAGUUUUACAAGGCGAAAUCUAUUGCCAGAAAUUGAUGAAGAGCUGCUAGGAACGACAACGGGCUCUUCAAGGUCAAGGGAAGAUGAGAUUUUAAGACAAAUGAGGAUAUUUAUGGAACAGCAAAGCACCUUCAACCAGAGACUGUUGAAGUCAAUUGAGGAAAAAGGCUCGGAAGGGGGAUUAAAACCUGAAAAAAGAAGAACAAGAUUGCCCUUAGAAUUAACGGCUUGUGUUCGUGAUGUUGUAAGAAACAUUGCUGAUGAUGAUGGAAAUUCACUAUCCUGGGAUUUAUCUAAAAGUUUUGGAGCAGUAGAAAAUCAAAAUGUUAACCGUCUAAUCAUGGCCUCAAUUAAAAGUGUCAAUGAUGCACCAAGUCAAGUUAUUAGAGCGGCAAUGCAUUGUUAUUUCAAAACAAGAAAACGUGCCGAGAAGACCAAGGAGCAAAACCUGAGUGAUCAGUAUCUCAAAAAGCAAAGAAAUAGAAGUAGAAUCAAUACAGUAAGUGUGAAAUAUCAAUUUCAGUCUACAAGUUCUCCCUUAUGA